AUGACACCGGAGGCCGUAAUUACGAGGGAAGAGUUUGACCUGAUGAAGCACAGGUUUGAUGAGCAGGUCGAGACAUUGAAGGAUAAAUGCGAGAAAAAUGAGAGUCCAUUCAAUGAUGGCGAGAUGGGCGAAUCGCCAUUCACCUCGGACGUCUUGGAGACCCCUAUUCCUCCAAAGUUCAAAAUGCCCGCCAUGAAGCCUUAUGACGGGUCUAAGGACCCAAAGGACUAUGUAGAGGUCUUCGAAAGCCUUAUGGAUUUCCAAGCGGCCUCAGACGCCAUUAAGUGUCGAGCUUUCCAGAUCGCUCUCACGGGAGCGCUUGGCUCUGGUAUCGAAGGCUGUCGGAAAAUAGCCACUCAUCUCGCCACCAUCCGACAGAAAGAAGGCGAGACUUUAAGAGAAUACGUGACCCGUUUCCAAGAGGAGCAGCUCAAGGUCACGCAUUGCUCCGAUGAUUCGGCCAUGUGCUACUUCCUCACUACCCUGGCCGAUGAGACUCUGACGGUCAAGUUGGGCGAGGAAGCACCAUCAACCUUCGCUGAGGUCUUGCAGAAGGCCAAGAAGGUUAUAGACGGGAGGUCCGAUUCGGAUUCGAGCCGGAGGGGGCCGUAUGAGGGGUACACCCCAACCACCAUUCCGAUCUCCGAGAUUUUAACCAAUAUCGAGGAGAAUGGUUUGGAGAAACUCCUCAAGCGGCCUGAUAAGCUUAGAGGAGACCCAGAAAAGCGCAAUAAGGACAGGUACUGUCGUUUUCAUCGCGAUCACGGCUAUGAUACCUCGAAUUGUUGGGAGUUGAAGCGCCAAAUUGAAGACCUGAUUCAAGAUGGCUACUCCAAAAAGUACGUCGGCAAGCCGGGCUCGAGCUCGAUAGGCAAAAAAGAAGAGAGGAAGCGUUCAAGGACGCCACCUCGGCGGGAUGACCGACCUGCGGUUAUCAACACCAUUUUUGGCGGCCCUAGUGGGGGCCAGUCUGGAAACAAAAGGAAGGAGCUUGCUAGGGAGGCUUGUUGGGAAGCUUGUGCCAUUCAAUAG
Messenger RNA from Momordica charantia (bitter melon), 1032 nucleotides. The record is from RefSeq and is a predicted model, not a curated record. Lineage: Eukaryota; Viridiplantae; Streptophyta; Magnoliopsida; Cucurbitales; Cucurbitaceae.